AUGAGCGACGGACUCAGCUCAAGCUCUACAGCUCUAUCACAGGAUAACAAGGGAAAAGAUCUGGGCGUCGCUCUCCACGAUUUCACGGCUUAUUACGGAUCGCCGUUGGACACCGUCUCGGCCAGUUUACGUCCACUUGGAGACAAUACCAGCUCAGAAGGAGCUUUCAAGAAGAUCAAAGCCGAAAGUGUAACGUCAAGCGGUGUUUUCUCAUCAUCGCUGUCAGGAAUCCCUUCGACACCAGCACGGAGACGUCACCGUACUACUUUCACACAAGAACAGUUAGCUGAACUCGACUCUGCUUUCCAGAAAAGCCAUUAUCCCGACAUUUACGUCCGCGAGGAGUUGGCUCGAAUCACAAAGUUGAACGAGGCUAGGAUACAGGUUGGU
Messenger RNA from Ostertagia ostertagi, 390 nucleotides. Lineage: Eukaryota; Metazoa; Nematoda; Chromadorea; Rhabditida; Trichostrongylidae. The record is from the annotation of a GenBank genome assembly.